AGAGUGUUCGAAAGUUGUAAAUUACGAAAUUAACCCCGCGUUGAUUGUCUUUCACUCUUUCUUCUCUAAUCGAGAGUUUCUGCAAUCCUCGAGCAUAGAGAAGACAACAAAGCGUGAAAAGAAACUCAAUUAGGUAAAGAGAUGGAGGAGAUCUUCGCUCUGAUAGUCUCCAUGAUCCUCAUAGCUGCGGUGAUCCCUUUGUUCUUAUGGAAACGUCGGGUAGAUAGUAGCAGAUCACGUGAGGAAGAUGCAGCACCACCUCCGCAGGUUCAGGCGCGUGAAAACGUGGGACGUGGUACUGGUGGUGGUGGGCGUAGAAUGCGUCGGAGACCUGCAGCUUCUGCUGGUGCUAGCUCCUCCUCAGCUUCCAACGUUCAAGAAAACAUCAGUGGGAGUGAAGAUGAAGAGGAAGAUGAAGCCGGUGGAAAUCAGGCCAGAGCAUCAAAGAAGAAAGAGAAGAAGCGACAAGAACGAGAAGAACAAAGACAGGCUGAAGAAGCUGCACGCGAGUCAAGGAGUACAAAACAAGAUUGGUAUGCAGAAAUGCGGAGGAAGAAGGACGAAGAGCGUGAGGCAGAGGAGCGGAAGUUGGAAGAAGAAGAAAAAGCACGAGAAGCAAAGGAAGAAGAGGCAGCUGCGUUAGAGUUUGACAAAUGGAAAGGCGAAUUCUCAGUUGAUGCUGAAGGUACUACAGAGGAAGUGGAGGGUGGGAAUCAAGAUUUGCUUUCAGAAUUUGUUGAAUACAUUAAGAAACAGAAAUGUGUUCCACUUGAAGAUCUCGCUGCAGAGUUUCAUCUAAGAACUCAGGAAUGCAUCAACAGGAUCGCCUCUUUGGAGAGCAUAGGGCGGCUCUCUGGCGUUAUGGAUGAUAGAGGCAAAUACAUAUACAUAUCAAUGGAAGAGAUGAAUGCGGUUGCGGAUUACAUCAAACGUCAAGGAAGAGUUAGCAUCUCACACCUAGCAAGCAAGUCGAACCAGUUCAUCGACUUGGAGCCCAAAGUACAGCAUGACCUGACUGAAGAAAUCAGCGGCGUGGUGGAAGAGAUCUCAGUUUCUUAGUUCCUUAUUCACAGUUUCUCUCGUUCCUUUGUCGAAAACAAGAGUAAGAAAAUGUCUUAGUGACUCGUUGCAACUUACUGGUGUCUGGUCAUAUAGAGAACCACCUUGUUCUGAGCUUACUUAGUUUGAGAUACAUACUCCAGUUUAGACUCAA
This is a messenger RNA of Brassica rapa (field mustard), 1213 nucleotides long. RefSeq names its product DDRGK domain-containing protein 1. Gene Ontology annotation, molecular function: ubiquitin-like protein ligase binding. The record is from RefSeq and is a predicted model, not a curated record. Lineage: Eukaryota; Viridiplantae; Streptophyta; Magnoliopsida; Brassicales; Brassicaceae.